AUGGCUGAAAAUACGAACCCCGGCAACUUUGCGAAUCGCCCCCAUGAGGAGGUACAGGAUGCCGCUUCCAAAGGAGGGCAGGCCAGCCAUGGUGGCUUUGCCAGCAUGGAUGCCGAUAAGCAGCGCGAGAUCUCAUCUAAGGGGGGCUUUGAGUCCUCUGGCUCGUUUGAGCCUGGUAGCGAGAAAGCGCGCGGGGCUGGUCGCAAGGGAGGCUCCAAGUAA
Clonostachys rhizophaga is the source of this 222-nucleotide messenger RNA. The record is from the annotation of a GenBank genome assembly. NCBI's taxonomy places the organism in Eukaryota, Fungi, Ascomycota, Sordariomycetes, Hypocreales, Bionectriaceae.